Molecule: messenger RNA, 1242 nt
Organism: Branchiostoma floridae (Florida lancelet)
Lineage: Eukaryota; Metazoa; Chordata; Leptocardii; Amphioxiformes; Branchiostomatidae
Product: NXPE family member 1-like
Exons: 5
Coding region: 1-1242 (413 amino acids)
Source: RefSeq, a predicted model, not a curated record
AUGCAGAGUUUGGAACUAUUCUACUCUACCGAUCAACUGGAUCUUCCGCCGUCACACAGGUGGAUUCACCUGUUUGAGCAGGUCACGCACCCCAACUACACCACGUUUGUGCUGAACAGAGAGCGGGAGUACCGCCAAGGAGACGUUCUUACUGCAGUAAUACAGGCGAGAGACGCCAGCGGAAGACCGAAGACGUACGGAGGAGACUUUUUCCGCGCGAAGGUCGUCAGUGUCCAGCCCAGAGAGGCGAGUAGCGCUGGGCACGUGACCGACCAUGGGAACGGUACCUACACGGUGCAGUUCCCGCUGUACUGGACAGGGGGCGUGAUGGUGUCGGUGCAACUUGUCCAUCCAAGCGAAGCAGUGAUGGUACUACAGCGUGGCAAUCCACCCAGGGCGCGUCCUUACUUAGAGGCAGAGCUGGAAGAAGACACCCCAAUUGCAAGACAACCUAUUCAUGUCAUGGUGCCGAGACAGUCUGCUGCUAAACGUCUUCCCGAGUGUUCUAAUAAGACCACGCCUGACGCCCCACACCAAGGGUACUGGUCCGGAAAUGUCUGGAAGUCCUCAGUUUGUAGUGUCAGGAUAUUCAAGAAGCAGGAGAUGUCGAGGUGCCUUGCCAAGAAAACGGUUUACCUUCACGGCGACUCCACCCUCCGACAGUGGUAUCUUCGGCUGGUCAGGGUUAUACCGACGCGCAGGCGUGGAAACGAUCAUGCAGGCCCGGCAACAGCUGUGAACAACCGCUGGAACAUCGCCAUCCACUACCGCUUUCACGGAUUUCCUAUACAGGUCACGACAGUGCUGAAUUUUCGGCAAAUUCGUUAUGUUGUUGACGAGCUCAACUCCAUCCGUGGCGGCCCAAACACAACCAUAGUUCUGGGUCUGUGGGCUCACUUUACGGCUGAACCUCUAGAGAUGUUCCGGGCUCGAGUCUUCGCCAUACAGAGCGCCAUACGUCGUCUUCUCCAGCGCAGUCCCGGCACGCGGGUGUUCGUGAGAACUGGAACGACGCGAGAGCACAAACAUUCCAAGUUAGAGUAUUACCUGUUAGCAAGCGACUGGUUGGCAUAUCAAGUAACCCAGGAAAUAAGGGAGAUAUUCAGGACAGAGAAGAACGUGGUUGUGUUGGACACGUGGGACAUGAGCGUGUGUCAAUGGGGACAUGAUAAUGUUCACCCGGGACCCGCCAUGGUAGACAGUCAACUCAACAUGCUACUGUCUCAUAUAUGCCCCAAGUAG